UAGAUACUAUUUUUUUUAUUGGUAGAUACUAUUAAUAUCCCCACUUUGUAUGUGGAAAAACUGAGGUACAAAUCAGUUGAGUGGUUUUCCUAAGAAUCACAUGCUCAGGCAGUCCAGUGCAGGAGCUCAUGAUAUUUCCAGUAGUGCCAUACUGCCUCUCACAGAAUAAAAAAAGAUGGCAUGAAACAAGGUUUGGAAAGGUAGCUUAAGGCCGGGUUACGUAGAUCCUUACAGACCAUGGUAGGAGGUUUAGAUGCUAGUUUAGGAGCAUUCUAGCUUUCAGAACUAUGAGAGAAUAAAUUUCUGUUGUUUUAAGCCACCCAGUUUGUGGUAAUUUGUUAUGGUAACUCUAGGAAAUAAAUAAAUCAGGUUUCAGUGAUGAGAUGGACUUUAUGUUGAGUUGACGUCAACACUCUGGAACAGACAGAACCUUAGUUCUCCAUUUUUGACUUCACAGUCCUUGAUAUUUGAACACAUCUAUAAUAUUCUUUUUUUCUGUUUUAAAAUAGUUCUCAUUUCAGAUUGUUUACAGACAUUUUGUCAUCUUGUUGUUUUUGUUAGCUGCCAUAGAGUUGGCUCCUCACUCGUGGUGACCCCAUGCACAGGGAAUGGGGCCACUGCCCAGUCCUAUGCCAUCUUCAUGAUUGGAUGGGCAAUCAAACCAUUUUUCCGUGGAGCUUUCAUUGGCCGAUUUUGGGAGGUGGAUUGCCAGGCCUUUCUUUGCCAUCUUGGUCUGGAAGUUUUGCUGGAACCACUUCAGCAUCGUAGCCACACACAAGCCUCCACAGACAGAUUGGUAGUGGCUGUGCAUGAGUCUGACCUGGGAAUUGAACCUGAGUCUCCAAUGUGGAAGAUGAAUAUUCUACCACUGAAUCACCAGUGCUUUAUUUUUCACCACCUUAAUCCCCUUUAAUUUCUCUCUUCAACUGAGGCAUCCUUUGGAACUCAGCACUCCUAGGUCAUUGUUACCCAGUUCUACAUUUCAAACACGUAGCAAGCAUUCACGUGGUUAGGAUACUUCAAGUUUAUAGACAAAGUCUCAAGUCUUUUUGUAUGAACCAUUGUGUAAUGAUUCAUUUGUGUAAUGGAUUUUUUGUACUUAAAUGCAAGACUUUGCACUUAUUUUUAUUAGAGUACCUUCAUUGUGGGUUCAGCCUGCUGAGGACAUUUCGAGUCCUGAUUCUGUUGUCCAGAAUGUAUCUAUUUCUCCCACGGAUGCCCUGUAUUUAUGAACUUGAUAAGCAUUUCUUCUUUGUGUUCAACAAAAUCAGUAUUCAACUGGGCCAAGCACAGAGCUCCAUGGAAUCCUCUAGAAACAUCUUCCAUAUCUGUCAGAGUUCUUUGAAGUUCCUGAGCCAACCAUUUGCCUGAAUCCAUUUCUAGAACAUAAACUCCUUAAGGGCAGUGUCUGUGCCCAGCAUGUGGUUGGCACUCAAUAAAUACUAAUGGCAUAAAUGCAAAGGAAAAAAAAAAAUCAGGUUUCUAAGUCCCCAGGAGACUGGGUAGGGAGAGAGAAUAGGUCCUGGAGAUGGGUAUAGAUAACAGCAAGAAGCAUCAGUUGUUAAUAGUCUUAGGCAAAAAAAAAUUUUUUAAGACUUUGAGCGGUGGUGACAUCGUUGCCUGGGAAUUAGUAACACGAGGUAAGAGUUCCUACAAAUUAAAAGAGCUUUCUCAUUCAUUUAACAGAUACUGCUUGCCACCUUGCCUGGUAUUGUAGAUACAAGGGUGAACAAAAUGGGCAUGGCCCCUGUCCUCAUAGAGCUCGCAGUUGGGGAAUGAGAAUAGACUUCGUUAUGAUUAGUGUUUGCAUGCUAUAUCUUAAUUCAUGUUUGUACUUUUAAACUGUUUUUAUAUUUAAAAAUGGUUUUCUUAUAAGCAUAAUAUAGUUGGGUGUUGAUUUAUAUCCAAUUUGACAAUCUUUGCCUUUAAAUUGAAGUGUUUACACCACAUGCAUUUAAUGUGAUUACUGAUAUGGUCCAGUUUAAGUCUACCAUCACGUUUAUUUUCUAUUCCAUUUGGUCCCCUUUUCCUGUCUCUUUCCGUUUGUUUGUGUCUGUCUGUCUCUCUCUGCCUUAUUUUGGAUUAAUCAAGUAUUUUUUAUUAUUCCUUUUAUCCCCUUUGUUGGCUUGUUUACCUUUUUUUUUUUUGGUUGUUUUUUAAUGGUUCCUCAGGGUUUAUAGUAUACAUCUUUAACUUACUACAUUUUGUUUUAGAACGCAAUAGUAUAAUGCUAUCUACCUUUCACCUUUGUGGUAUUAUUGCCAUAUAUUUUACUUCUAUUAAUUUAAAAAGUCUGCAAAAUUAUUAUUAUUUGUGAUUUAAACAGUCAGGUAUCAUCUAAGGAGGUUUAAAGAUUUUUUUAAAUUAUGUUUACCCAAUAUUUACCAAUUUGAGGUGCUCUUUAUUCCUUUGAGUAUAUUCAGAUUUUUAUACGGUAUCAUUUUUCUUCUAUCUAAAACCCAAUACAGGUCCACUGGUGAUGAGUUCUUUCAGCUUUUGUAUGUCUGAGAAAGUCUUUAUUUUACUCUCUGUCUCUCUUUUUAAUUGUACUUUAGGUGAAGGUUUACAGAACAAACUAGUUUCUCAUUAAACAGCUAGUACACAUACUGUUUUAUGACGUUGGUUGACAACCCCACAACGUGUCAGCACUCUCCGUUCUCAACCUUGGGUUCUCUUUUAACAGCUCUCCUGUUCCCUCCUGCCUUCCAGUCCUUGCCCCUGGGCUGAUGUGCCCCUUUAGUCUCAUUUUGUUUUAUGGGCCUGUCCAAUCUUUAGCUGAAGGGUGAGCCUCGGCAGUGACUUCAUUACUGAGCUGAAAAGGUGUCUAGGGGCCAUACUGUCAGGGCUUCUCCAAGUAUCUGUCAGGCCAGCAAGUCUGGUCGUUCUUUUUGAGUUAGAAUUUUCUUCUACAUUUUUCUCCAGCUCUGUCCAGGACCCUCUAUUGUGAUCCCUGUCAGAGCAGUCAGUGGUGGUAGGCAGGUAGCCAGGACGACAUCUAGUUGUACUGAGCUCAGUUUGGUGGAGGCCAUGGUAGAUGUGGGCCAUUAGUCCUUUAGAGUAAUCUUUCCCUUGUAUCUUUAGUUUUCUUCAUUCUUCCUUGCUCCCAAAGGGGUGAGACCACUGGAGUAUCCUAGAUGGCAGCUCACAGGCUUUUAAGACCCCAGAUGCUACUCACUAAAGUAGCAUGUAGAACAUUUUCUUUAUAAACUGUAUUAUGCCAAUUGAGCUAGAUGUUCCCUGAGACCAUGGUUCCCACAGCCCAGCAAUUCAGUCCCUCAGGGAGUUUGGAUGUGUCUAUUUUGCUUCCAUGACCUUGCCUUGUAUAAGCUGUGCUGGCUUCCCCAGUAUUGUUUACUGCCUUACCCUUCACCAGAGUUACCACUUAUCUAUUGUCUAUUUAGGAUUUCACACUCAUUUUGGAAGAUACUUUUGCAGGAUAGAGAAUUUUAGGUUAACAGAUCUUUUUUUUUUCUCCAGUACUUUAAAGAUGUUGCUGUUGUCUUUUAGCUUGUAAUGUGCCCCUACCCCCACGCCCAAGACUACAUUAAAAUUUUCACGUUAUCAUUGGUUUUAAGCAAUGUAAUGUGCCUUGGUAUAAUUUUCUUCAUGCUUCUUAUGCAGGGAUUUAUUGAACAUCUUGGGUUUGUGGCUUUGUGGUAUUAUCAAAUUUGGGAAGGUUUCAACCAUAAUUUCUUCAAAUACUUUUUUUCUAUUACUCCCUGCCUCUUUGGGGACUCCAAUUAUACAUAUAUUAGGCUGAUCAGAACAAUUACAUUGAUAUAUUAUCUUUUUUUAGUCUUUUUUUCUGUGUUUCAUUUUGGAUAGUUUAUGUUUUCAGAAGUUCAUUAACUUUUUUCUUCUGCAAUGUCUAAUCUGCUGUGAAUUUGAUCCAGUGUAUUUUUCAUCUUGAAUGUCUAGAAAAUUGAUUUGGAGCUUUUUUAUUUUUUCAAGCUUUCCUUUACAAGCUUAUGCUUUUUUCUACCUUCUUGAACACUUGAAAUAUAGUUAUAAUAACUAUCUUAAUAUCCAUGCCUACCAAUCCUAUCCUUUUUGUCAUUUCUGGGCCUGUUCCUGUUGAUAGAUUUUUCUCUUCAUUAUGGUUUGUAUUUUAGUUCUCCUUUAAAUGUUAGAUAUUUUGAACAUUACCUUACUGGGUAAAAAAAAAAAAAAACCAGUUGCCACCGAGUCGAUUCUGACUCAUAAUGACCCUAUAGGACAGAGUAGAGCUUCCCCAUAGGGUUUCCAAGGAGUUCCUGGUGGAUUCGAAUUGCCAUCCUUUUGGUUAGCAGCCAAGUUCUUAACCACUAUGCUACCAGGGCUCCUUCUUAUUGGGUAAUGGAUAUUUUAUUUUUUUAAAUAUUAUUGAGCUUUGUUCAGACUCAGUUACUUGGAAAUAAUAUGAUCUAUGACUAAUUUUAGCUUAGUACUGAGAAAAUGCUCUUAUGAAUACCCCACCCAGUGUCCUGUGUAUUCUCCUUUCUGGCUGGGUGGAAGCAUUGUCCUGCUUGCUCUUCCUGGUGGUUUUUCUCUGGCCUUGGAUUUGUUUUUUAACAUGUAUGUGCUCAUCAGUACUCAGCUGAAGAAAUGAGGGGAACCCUCUACAAAUUUCCAGAGUACUCUCUCUAUUUUAGCUCUUUCCUAUCUGUUCAGCUCCUUCCUUUUUAGGUCUCUGUCCUGUGAAGCCUAGCUGCCUUACCUCUCCUAAUCUUCAGCCGCAUCUCCUAAAAGUCAGAACUCUGUUCAGUUUCGUCCUUUCUGUGUUGCAGUGUGAAAACUCUCUUUAGUCAAUAAGCUGAUUAUUUCUAGAGCAAGGUUGUUUCCUUCUUUCAAGGAUCACUGUUCUGCACUCCCUGUUGUCCACUGUCUGAAAAACUUGUUUCAUAUAUUUGAAUAUUUAUACUUAAGGUAGGAGGAUAGAUCUAGUCCCUGUUACUCUGUGUUGACUAGAAGCAGAAGUCUGGGAGUAGACCAUAAGAACUUCAAACCAAAAAACCAAACCCGUUGCUGUUGAGUCGAUUCCGACUCAUAGCAACCCUAUAGGACAGGGUAGAGCUGCCCCAUAGAAUUUCCAAGGAGCGCCUGGUGGAUUCCAACUGCUGACCUUUUGGUUAGCAGCCAUAGCUCUUAACCAUUAUGGCACUGGGGUUUCUAAUAACUUCAUAGAUAAAUAAAAAGUUACAGCUGUGGCAAGUUCCAUAAAGGAGAGCUAGCUGGUGCUGAGAGUGUUUAAUAAGAGAAUGUGAAAGUGUUGCCCAGUGAUCAUACCAUAUUCAAGUAAUCAAAUAAAAAGCAAUUAAGAACUGGACGAUAUGUUAUAUGUAUAUAUUACAAUAAAAAAAUCGAGAUAGAAUGUGAAACAUAUUUUAGAAAGAUCUACAUCAUAAGUAGUUAGUAAUCAUUUAUAUGUUAUGGGUGAUGAUUGCCUUGGAGUCAGUUCUUACUCAUGGCCACAGCAUGCGUUACAGAGUGGAACUGCUUGAUAAGGUUUUCUUGGCUGUGAUCUUAAUGGAAACAUAUCACCAGGCCUUUUUCCACAGUACCACUGGGUAGGUUUGAACCACCAACCUUUGGGUUAGCAGCCAGGAACAAAUGGUUUGUUAUCACUUAUCUAGGUGGCACAGUGGUUAAGUGCUUGGCUACUAACUGAAAGGUCGAUGGUUCAAACCCACUAGUGACUCCACGGGAAAAAAUAUCUGGUUAUCUGCUCCUGUAAAGACUAUAGCCUAGGAAACCCUGUGGAGCAGUUCUAGUCUGUCCUGUAGGGUCACUAGGAGUCAGAAUCAGUUCCAUGGCACACAACAACAGACAUUGCUACUUCGUUUGGCAUUGCAUCUAAUGGUACCUGACAGAGUGGAUAGUCAGUAAAUACAUGUUGAAGGAAUAAAUAAGGUAAUGAUACCAUGCUUCAUGUCUGAGAGUUAUGACUUAUGAAAAGGUCACUUGCAUUAACCAAAACCAAACCUGUUGCCAUCGAGUCAAUUCUGACUCAUAGUGAUCUUAUAGGACAGAAUAGAACUGGCCCGUAGGGUUUCCAAGGCUGUAAUCUUUAUGGAAGCAGAAGGCCACAUCUUUUUCCUACAACCAGGUGGUGGGUUCAAACCACUGAUGUUUCAGUUAGCAGCCGAGCACUUUAACCACUUUGCCACCAGGGCUCCUUUCACUUGCAUUAAUCAAACCUGUAGCUGUCGAGUUGAUUCCAACUUAUAGCAACCCUAUAGGACAAAGUAGAACUGCUCCAUGGAGCAGCUAGUGGAUUUGAACUGCCGACCUUUAGGUUAGCAGCCUGAGCUCUUAACCACUGCAUCACCAGGGCUCCUUAUGUGUAUCAGGAAAGUUCAAAUUCUCAGUUUGUAUUAAUAUCCAGAUACUAAUUUUAGCUUCCUGAUAUUAGUUUCCUAGGGCUGCCAUAAAAAAAUACCGCAAACUGAGUGGUGAAAAACAGAAAUUUAUUCUCUUAUAGUUCUGGAGGUUAGAAGUCUCAAAUCAAAGAGUCAGCAGGACUAUGCUCCAGCUGAAGGCUCUAGGGAGGAAUCCUUUGUUGGUUCUUUUGGUGGUUGCCAGCAAUCCUUGGCAUUCCUUGAUUUGUAGAUGCAUCACUCCGGUCUCUGCCUUCUUCUUCACAUUACCUUCUCCCCUGUGUGUCUGUGUCCAAAUUUCUCUUUUCUUAUAAGGACAGUAGUCAUUGGAUUAGGGCCCACCACAGUCCAGUAUGACCUCAUCUUAACUUGAUUAUAUCUGCAAAGAUCUUAUUUGGAAAUAACCACAUUCUGAAGUUCUGGGGAGACAUGAAUUUUGGAGGGACACUGUUUAAUCCCAUACAGGGUCCAAUGAAAGAAAUAGAAUGUUUUCUAAUAUUUAUAUAUAUAAAAAAAAAUUAUAUAGAGGAGAAUAUUUUCUAAUAUUUAUAUAGAGGUAAUAGCUUGUUUUGCUAUAGUGCCUGCCUCAGAGGAGUGAGGAAAUAGAUUAUUUUGUUAGCAUGACAAUAAAGAUUUAUGUCUUCUGAGAUUUUGAGUUGGUCACUGAGUUAUUCAGUAAUGAAGGAAAAACAAAUGUAAGCUGAGUUUUCAUUAUCAGACAUUAUUUUCUUCAGAAUACUGGAAAAGCACAGGCUGUAGAGUUAGUCAGGGUUUGAAUCCCUGAAAUACCAUUCGUAGCUUGUGACCUUUGGCUAAUUAUUAAAUCCCUCCUUUGGCUAAUUAUUGAAACAAGUCUUUUAUUGUUUUUUAUUAUCUCAUAACUUCUCUUAUUUCUUAGAGUUAUUUUGAGAUAUAAAUGAGAAUAUAUAUGUAAAGUAUUACAUGUCAUAGGAAUUCAACAGAUGUUAGUUUCUUCCUAUAACUUUAACUCUCUGUCCUUCAACAGUUUCAUAUUUGUAACAGUGUUUUUCCUGGAUCACAUGUUCCUUUGAUGCCUAGUGAAAUGGAGAGAGAAUGAGACUCGCUACUCAACUAGUCUUCACUACUUUUGAACAAUUACUAUAGCUUGUCCCAUGGCAGUUAUUUUUAAUUUUUGAGCUUUAAUUUUCAUCAUAUUACAGUUGAAGAUACCCAGUUGACAAACAUAUUGCCUAAGAUGCUUUAAUAAAUACCCAGUUGGCUUUUAUAGAUUUCAUGCUGCUUUUUAGUAAUUCCGUUGCUAUUAAAGAAACUUUUUAUUUGAGGCAUAUGAUUAGAAACUUAUGUCUAAUAAAUUUAGAAUAAAUGUAUAAAUAAUGGCAGGGUAAUAGAUUUUAACUGGAUGAAGGCUUGAAUGAUUUAUCAUUUAAUGAGGAUAUCAAUAAGUCCUAUUUAUAAGAUGUUAGGAUGCUUUUAUGCAGUUUUAUUUUAUUAUAUUUAAAAAAACCCACCAGUUUACUGACAAAUAUUUGGUUGUUCUUAUAUAUGAUGAUCCAGAAGAAAAAAGAUUGUCUGGUACUAUUGGAAUGUAUGUUGUCUUAGAAGUCACAUCAUUUUCAAGGCAAUAAUGAGUAUUUUCUAGAAUAAUCCAUACAACGCAUUUUAUAAAACUUGUUUUUAUGGAAUCCAGCACCUGUCUGACUAUGCCUGUGUUUGUGUGUAUGAAUACUGUACUGUUAAAGAAAGUAUAUACAGUGUCCUCACAGGUACACCUAGUUAGGGUGUUACAUUUUAAAAAUUGAAGCAUAACAUUUUCCUGGAAAAAUUUAUCAGAGGUGAAGACCAAGGAGUGUGGACCAGCUGUGACACUUUAUAUUAACAAUGCAUUUUAAGAUGUCUGAAAUAAUGAUGUUAUGGUUGAUUUUUGACAGAUUGGAAUUAUGUUGAAUGACACUCAAAGGCAAAUUGAGGUCAGUGCACAGAGCAUGAGUUUAAAAUGAUCCAGGCUGUUUGACAAGUACCGUUCUAGGUGAAGCUUUUCUGCUUGUCAAUAACUGGCUGUGUCACCUAGGGCAACUUGUGGAUCAUUUCCUCCUCUUUCUUUAGAUUUCCAGUGUGAGGUUUGCUCUAGAGUCUUAAUCUCUAAAGUUUCUCUUAGUACUAGAGAUUUGUAACUAGAUUAAAAAGAUUUCUUUUGAACUAUUCAGUAAAUUUUUAUUGCCCUACUACUUACCAGAUUUUGGCAUGUAAUAGGCUUCUUUAUCCAAAUAAGAAGUUCUUAAGUUAUUAGAUAGUGAGAGUUUUCAAAAUAAGAAUACAGUGUCUCAGAGUAUGUGAGAUUUAUUGAAGUUCUAUAGCAAAAGCAUAUUAAAGUCAGUACAGAACAGUAGAAAGAGCCCUGAAUUUAAAGCCAGAAGAUGUGGUUUCUCAUUCUGACUUCUUGAAUGCCAAGUCUUCAUUGUAAAAUGGUCUUGUUAAUACUUUGCUUUACCUAUUUUACAAGAUUCACUAUGAGUAUUAAACAAAACAGUCCAUGCAAAAAUACUCAGAAAGUAACAACUUACAUACCAAUGCAGACACUUUUAGCAUUUUGUUAUCCAGUUUGUGGUAUGCCUUCACCAUCUUGCUAUCUACUAUCUGACAUUUUGCCAAGAAAUGGAGAAAAUAAACCUGGUAAGAUUGUGAAACAUACAACUUCGGGCUAAAAUUGAAUUUAAGAUUUAUUAUGGACCUGUUUACUAUCUUUCCCUAUAAUUAAAAGAUGAUUGAAAUGAAUCAUACAUUGCCGCUCAGAAAUUGUGUUAAACAUUUCAGAAAAUUUCCCCAAACCCAUGUUCAAACAUCUGGAAAAAUUAGUUUACUAAUAAAUUUUUUUCAGUUGCAGUAGAGUCAGUUCCAAUUUAUAGCGAAUUUGUGUGUCAGAGUAAAACUGUGGUUCAUAGGGCUUUCAGUGGCUGCUUUUUCAGAAGUAGAUCACCAGGCCUUUCUUCUGAGGUGCCGCUGGUAGACUUGAACUGCCAACUUUUUGGUUAGCAGCGGAGCGUGUUAACCAUUUGCACUACCCAGUGACUUACUCUUUACAUACGGGGAGAUCUCAGAAACUCCCUGUUCAAUUUGAUUUGUACAGAUUGCUUUAGAGCAGAAUAUUGCUGCAUUUGAAGUUUGUGGUCUAAAACAUCCAAUCCAGCCAACAAGAAGGAUAGUGCAGGAGGAUAAAACUUCUAAAACAGACUGAAAAGCUCCAUAGACUGGUCAAAUUGCCAAGGAAAGAUAAAAACAGAAUACCUCUUCCCUCCUCUGCUGGCAAGGAACAACCUAUCUUCAGCACUCGAGCUCAUGUCUUCCAGAUUGACCCAAAUACAAAGAAGAACUGGGUACCCACCAGCAAGCAUGCAGUUACUGUGUCUUAUUUCUAUGACAGCACAAGAAAUGUGUAUAGGAUAAUCAGUUUAGAUGGCUCAAAGGCAAUAAUAAAUAGCACCAUCACCCCAAACAUGACAUUUACUAAAACAUCUCAGAAGUUUGGCCAAUGGGCCGAUAGCCGGGCAAACACUGUUUAUGGACUGGGAUUCUCCUCUGAGCAUCAUCUUUCAAAAUUUGCAGAAAAGUUUCAGGAAUUUAAAGAAGCUGCUCGACUAGCAAAGGAGAAAUCACAAGAAAAGAUGGAACUUACCAGUACACCUUCACAGGAAUCAGCAGGAGGGGAUCUUCAGUCUCCUUUAACACCAGAAAGUAUCAAUGGGACAGACGAUGAAAGAACACCUGAUGUGACUCAGAACUCAGAGCCAAGGGCUGAACCAACUCAGAAUGCAUUGCCAUUUUCACAUAGUUCAGCCAUCAGCAAACAUUGGGAGGCUGAACUGGCUACCCUCAAAGGAAAUAAUGCCAAACUCACUGCAGCCCUGUUGGAGUCCACUGCCAAUGUGAAACAAUGGAAACAGCAGCUUGCUGCGUAUCAAGAGGAAGCAGAACGUCUGCACAAGAGAGUGACUGAGCUUGAAUGCGUUAGUAGCCAAGCAAACGCAGUGCAUACCCAUAAGACAGAAUUAAAUCAGACAAUACAAGAAUUGGAAGAGACACUGAAAGUGAAGGAAGAGGAAAUAGAAGGAUUAAAACAAGAAAUUGAUAAUGCCAGAGAACUACAAGAACAAAGGGACUCUUUGACUCAGAAACUACAGGAAGUAGAAAUUCGGAACAAAGACCUGGAGGGACAACUGUCUGACUUAGAGCAACGUCUGGAGAAAAGUCAGAAUGAACAAGAAGCUUUUCGCAAUAACCUGAAGACACUUUUAGAAAUUCUUGACGGAAAGAUAUUUGAACUAACAGAAUUACGAGAUAACUUGGCCAAGCUACUAGAAUGCAGCUAAGGAAGGUGAAAUUUCAGUGCUAAUAGAUUAAAAGAUACAUUGUCUUUCUUCAUAGGACUGUUUGAGCUCUGCAUCAAGAUUGCACACACACAAAAAAAAUUAUUCCUCCAGGGGGAGGAUCUUUUGAAAAUUGGAAUUGUAUAUUUCAGUGUAAAAUUUAGAAUUCUGCUUAUAGCUAGUUGGGGAAAAAAAGAGAUGAAAAACUUGAACUACAAAUUACCUCCUUGUAUAUUAUUGGCCAUAGUUAACUAGCAAGUUAUAAAUAGAGAUUUAAUGCAAUCUUUUUUUUUUUUUUUUUUUCUGAUAUUAGCCAACGGGAGAAUUAACAAUGUCUAGGUCACAUCCCCUUUUUGUGUUCAACACAGUGAAGGUUAUCUGCUUUUUAAAUUAAUUUAUUUACGAUAUCUAGAGCUGUGUUUUGUGCAAAAACUUAGUGACGAAAGCCCUGUCUUUUGUUGUAAUCUGAAUAAUUUCUCAGGAUAUUUUUGCACUGCUGAGAAGCAGUGCCAUUACCAAUUAAUUCUUGCCAGGAGUGGGAGAGAGCUGCACCUUUAAUUGAACCAUACUUACUCGAACUGCGUGUAUAGAGUUCUUCCCUUUUUUUAUACUGGAAGAUAUUUCUCUCUGGUGACCACUCUGGUGUUCUCUAAUCUUGUCCACUGUAUAGUUUACUUUUCCAUAUUGAUUCCAUGUAUUUAUGAGAAGACACCAUCUCCCAUUUUAUUACAUAUUUUAAAGCCAACUAAUGAAGGCAGCUGAGUCCCUCAGAAAUUUUUCUUUUUAAAUUUCUAAUAAAUUUGACACACAGAACUGAACUACAGCAGCCCGUCAUGGACGGACUGGCCUAGCAAUGCUAAGUAUAUUUACAGAAUAUGCAGUUACAUUUAUUUAUAUAUUUUGCAAGAAAUCUUUUCUGAAUGAUCAAUGCAUUUCAAUUUAAGAAUAAUAAUGGUUAUUGGGGAACUGUUUAUUAUAGAUCAUUUUAAGGUGUAUAGCUCUUUUCAAGGGAAUCCAUUUACAUCCAACAGCCAAUCCAAGGACUGUGUCUAAAUUGUGAUUGUGGCAGGUGGAAAUGGAGACUUGUACCCUGCCUGGGUCUUCACAUCAACCACAUCUGUAUUCAGACCUCACAAGGCAAUAUUCUGAACUGUUAACUAGGCAUUUCAAAACAGGAAUUAAAUUCAAUAGGCUCUUCUCAGUGAACAGGUUUUAAUGUUCUUUUGAUGUAAUUUUAAAAGACUUUUAGCAAACAUGCAUUUCUUUAUAUAUUUCUUUUAAGAAGCUGUUUUAAAAGUAAGCCAAGUGCUGUCUAGUCUGCUUAUGGAAUAGGAAUUGCAUCAGAGUACAUAUAUUCUUGCUGUAAAUGCCUGUGAUGUUGAGGGAGGGUUUUUUUUUAAAGUGUAUGCUUAAGUAUCUGACUCUAUGAGAGUCUACAAAUGCACUGACUUUUUUGUUGUUGUGCCCCCAAAUGAUUGAAUUGUUAAGUACAAAAUUAAGCUAAUUAAUCAAUUUGUAACCAUUUUUUCACUCACAGCUAUUCAACACUAGACAAUUUUGUUUUAUAUGUAUGUGUAUGUACAUAAAUACAUACAUAUUAAUUUAUAUUAGAGUGAAAAUAAAUGGUUUGUUUCUAAAGUUAGUUUCUAAAGUGAGUUUCAGGUGUCUCUGAAAAGCUUAUAUCAGACACUCAAUCAUCAUGUAUUAUAUGUGCUAUGACAUCAUGUAAGUUACCUCCAUCUAUUUUAGGAUAAUUUUCUCACCUAUUUAUUAUAGGGAGAAUAAUUUAGGUACACAUGCUCAGAGCUGAGAUAUUUCUCUGAUAAAUCAGGUAAUAAAAUUUAUUUGAUUGAUGGGAUUUUGAAGUAGAUGUGAUUUUAUCCAUCAGUUUCUGAGUAACAAAGAGCACCAGGUUUUAAUUUAAAUAGGGGAUUUAUCACUAGGGGUCAGGGAAUUUAGUUAUGAAGAGUUAAAAAUUAAAAAAAAAAAAAAAAACAGUGUAAGCUGCGGAAAUGGUAAGUGAGUUAUUUUAAUGAUGUAAUAAAAAUAUUUUUAAAUUUUGACGUAGAUGUCAUUUAAUGGGAAAAUAACUCGCCCAAAUGUCUCCACUUGGAUUGUAUUGAUAUGUGAGACAUAUGUGUACUUCAAUAUAUACAUAUACCCAUAUGUAUAUACAGAAAAUUAUUUUUAAUAUUUUCCUACUGAUAUGAAAUUUAAAAUUGGAAAUUUUGUGAGUUUUUUCCAUGUCCAAUAGAGGUUAAUUGUUUCUUUUUUUUAGUGACUUAACAAUUUCUUGAGGGCUGCACCUUUUAAUUCCCAGAUUGUCAUUAGACAUGUACAGUACAUGGGAUAAGGUGGACACAAGUGCACAUAUAAAUAAAAUUCUUAUUAAGACUAUUUUCAACAUUCAUAUAUAGUAGGAGAGUAUCUAGAAAUCGUCAUUUACAAGUCAUAAUUAGGUUGUGUGCCUACUGUAGUUUUCUCCAUUUCUGUAUUAUAUGAAUAAAAGUUUGCAUAUGGAAAUUUGAUUUUCCCAGAGACAAGUAUUAUAUAAUGUAUCUAUAUUUAGAUCAAACUGUGGUAAUAUAUUUAUCAGAAAAUAAUGUUGGGAACUAUAGCCUGAACGUGUGAACUUGAAGUGACACAAGAGGAGAGCAGAGAUUGGUCCCAUUGUCUAUUAUAAGUUAUUAUAUGAUAACUAUGAAUUCUUGUAUAAAAAACAACUGAAAAAGAAAAACAAAAAUACAGUUUUUAUUUUGAAAUACAUUUGUUGUUCUCUGGAGAAUGUACUUUAUCUUUCGUUUUCCUUCAGUCUUUUACAGAUAUUUAAAAGCAUUUAAGUGAUGGCAGCAUUUACUUAAAUCUUACAGGUGCUACUGGAUUUUGCAUUAGUGUGUUAUGUUGUGAAAUCCUAACUUUGACAUAAAAGGUUUUAUAAGUAUUUCCCUGCCUGGAAAAUUAGUUUUUGUUCCCUUCUCUCUCUUUCUCAAUCACUGCCUCUUUCUAUUUUUAUCUUUCUGUCUAUCACUCUCCCUCUCUCUCUAGACUGAAAAAAAGUUCAAGAAGUUGCAUUUCUUCUUGUCCCCAUAGAACACCUUCAGCACCAUUUUAGGUUUGAUGUUUUUCUAUCAUCGAACUGUUGGGAAGCAGUUAGAGGAAAAAC
Messenger RNA from Loxodonta africana (African savanna elephant), 13862 nucleotides. It is a transcript of the gene HOMER1, whose product is annotated as homer scaffold protein 1. NCBI's taxonomy places the organism in Eukaryota, Metazoa, Chordata, Mammalia, Proboscidea, Elephantidae. Gene Ontology annotation, biological process: regulation of store-operated calcium entry; G protein-coupled glutamate receptor signaling pathway. Gene Ontology annotation, cellular component: cytoplasm; dendrite; postsynaptic density. The record is from RefSeq and is a predicted model, not a curated record. The coding region runs from base 9830 to 10702 and encodes 290 amino acids. Gene Ontology annotation, molecular function: G protein-coupled glutamate receptor binding. The transcript is spliced from 9 exons.